GGCGAGGCGGGCGGAAGCGGGCGGAGGGGUCUGGCGGAAGCGGCGGCCAUGGCGGCGGCGACGGCAGCGACCGGGCCCGCGGCGCCGCGUACCAAGACCAAGAAGAAGCAGAAACGGUUCGUGCCGCAGCGGGUGAAGGUGCCGCGGGCCGCCGACCCGCUUCUGGCCGUGCUGGCCUGGGGCGUCAACCACCAGAUCAGCGAGCUGAGCCAGGUCCCGCUGCCCGUCAUGCUGCUGCCCGACGACUUCAAAGCCAGCUCCAAAAUCAAGGUCAACAACCACCUCUUCAACCGGGAGAACCUACCCAGCCACUUCAAGUUCAAGGAGUACUGUCCCCAGGUCUUCCGCAACCUCCGCGAGCGCUUCGGCAUCGACGACCAGGACUACCAGGUGUCGCUGACGCGGAGCCCCCCGCACUGGGAGGGCAGCGACCGGCGGGUCCUGCUCUCCUCCGACCGGACGCUGGUGGCGAAGGAGUUGUCGAGCGAGGACGUGGCCGACGUCCACGGUCUCUUGUCCCACUACCACCAGUACGUGGUGCAGUGCCACGGCAGCACACUGCUGCCCCGCUUCCUGGGGAUGUACCGGGUGAGCGUGGACAGUGAGGAGACCUACCUGCUGGUCAUGAGGAACAUGUUCAGUCACCGCCUCCCUGUCCACAGGAAAUACGACCUGAAGGGCUCCCUCGUGUCCCGAGAGGCCAGCGACAAGGAGAAGGGCAAGGACCUGCCCACCCUGAAGGACAUGGACUUCUUGAACAAGAACGAGAAGGUCUACGUGGCCGAGGAGGACCAGAGGGACUUCAUGGAGAAGCUCAAGAGAGACGUGGAGUUCCUGGUGCAGCUGAAGAUCAUGGACUACAGCCUGCUGCUGGGGAUCCACGAGGUGGGGCGGGCAGAGCAGGAGGAAGAGGAGGAGGUGGAGGAAGAAGAGGGCGGGGGGGGUGACGAGGGGGGGACAGCAGUGUGGGGGGGCUCCUAUGGGACCUCCCCCGAGGGCAUCGGCAGCUACCUCAACUCCCACCGCCCCCUUGGCCCCGGCGACUUUGACCCCUACGUUGAUGUCUACGCCCUCCGCGGUGCCGAGGCUGCCCCCCGACGGGAGGUGUACUUCAUGGGGCUGAUCGAUGUCCUCACCCAGUACGACGCCCGCAAGAAGGCGGCACACGCGGCCAAGACUGUCAAGCACGGGGCAGGAGCGGAGAUCUCCACCGUGCACCCCGAGCAAUACGCCAAGCGCUUCCUCGACUUCAUCACCAACAUAUUCGCCUAGGGGGGGCCCCCCCCGGACCAAGACCCCCCCCCGGGCUGUGCUGACCCCCCCAUCGGUGUGCACAGCUCCUCGGGCCCCCCAGUCACCCCCACAGGUGUGGGGCCCCCCCCCAGCCACAGGCGGGGGCUUUGCUACUCAAGUGCCUUAACUUUAUUGGGGGGGGUGGGGGGGUGGUGUCUGGGGCUCCCCUCCCAAACACAGGGGAUCUGGGACCCAUCUGCCCCCCCCCCCAUGGUGGGGGAGGGGGGAAUCAAACACUACUUGCCCCAGGGUGAGGGGAGGACACCCCCUUUCUUCCCCCCUGGGGAGGUGCAGCAACCCCUCUUCUGGCAAGGGCCCAGGGUGGGGGUACAGCCCCCGACCCCACCUUCUGAGCCAGGCUGGGGGGGUGGGGCAAUUCCUUGCCCCUCCCCCUCCAUGUGGGACCUGGGGGGCAUCAGUGCCCCCCCUUUACUGCAGGCCCCAGGGGUGACCCCAGUUCCCAUGGGGGGGACCCCAGCCCUGUAUGACCGCCCCCGGGGGGCCGGUGCAGGGCUCUGAGGGGUGACCCCCCCCCCCACGCACGAGGGGGUCCGGGGGGGGGUGCGUGUCUGUCCUCAAGCCCCUGCCCCCCGUUACCAGCAGGGCCCAACCCCGCAUGGGAGGGGCUCCUCCCCGCCCCCCACUGUGUACUGAGAAAUAAAUUAUUGAAGCGGA
This is a messenger RNA of Phalacrocorax carbo (great cormorant), 1968 nucleotides long. The record is from RefSeq and is a predicted model, not a curated record. NCBI's taxonomy places the organism in Eukaryota, Metazoa, Chordata, Aves, Suliformes, Phalacrocoracidae.